AUCCGAUCACAGCCUUCCCGUGGCGCGUUUGCUUUUUGUUUUUGGUGUUUCUCUCUCUCAUUUCUGUCCCUCCUUCAAUCACAACUAUAAAAUCCCCUCUGCUAAUCUCCACGCUUUCGGCCCUUUCAACCAACUCUUGAAGCAUUGAUUUGCCAACGUAAAUUUCACUAUUUUUAUGUUACUCUUUUUCAUAAUCGAACAGUUGAAGGAGAUUGUUUGAGAGGUGAUUCUUGGGAGAAUUUGAAGUGUUUGUUGCUUUGAAAAAGAUGCAGGUGGGCUCGAUGAUCUCGCUGUCGCCGAGCUUCAACAGCUAUUCCAACACUAAACUCGCGGAAAUCGCUGCGAGGGUUGUUGAGGAAUUCGAUUCUGAGGAGUUGUACGACGAGUUUUACUUCGAGAGGGAGGAGAAUUCAGCCGCCGGGAGAGUAGAGGAAGAAGGAGAUUCGGUGGAGAGAGAUCGAGGAAAUGACGUUGUUACAGAAGGAGAUGCCGAUGAGGACGAAGAGUUUGAGUUCGCUUUCAUGACUAGGGAUUCUGAGUUACCUUCCCCGAUUUCGGCUGAUGAGAUCUUCCACAACGGCCAGAUCCGACCCGUUUACCCGGUUUUCAACAGGGAUUUGUUUCUCGGGGAUGUGGAAUUUCGCCAGGGAAAUGAAAAGGAAAACGGCGUUCAGAAUUCGGGUUCUGAGAAGGGCCCGACGGUUCGUCUUCCGUUGAGAAAGCUGUUUAUUGAGGAAAGGGAGACGACGAUGACGAUGACAACGACGUCUUCGAGCUCCUCCUCGGAGGCCGAUGAUCUGGAGGGAGUUCCGGCGGAUACUUACUGCGUGUGGCGGCCGAACGAGGCGGCAGCGGAGGGGCGGUGCAAAAAGAGCAGCUCCACCGGCUCUCACUCCAAGAGAUGGAAGUUUAAGGACCUGUUGCAUAGGAGCCACAGUGAUGGAAGCAAGGACCGGUUCGUGCUCUUGAGUGCCAGCAACAGCGGGAGAAAAAAAGAGAACGUAGAGAGAGUUAAAGCAACGGCGGGGAGUCCUCAGAAAGCAAAGCCGCCGGCGCCCCCUCCGCCUCCGCCUCCACCUCCAGCGCUGUAUAAUCGGGACGGCGGGGAGAAGCGGCGGUCGUACUUGCCGUACAGACAGGACUUUGUGGGAUUUUUUGCUAAUGUAAAUGGAUUGAGUAAAAAUCUGCAGCCCUUUUGAGAUUUUUCAGUUUAUCUGCAAAUUAUGAGGUUUGGAUUAUUUGCUUCAAUGCAUGUAAAUAAUAUUAAAAUAUAUAGCUUUUUAAUUGUUUCUUUAUUAUUUUUUUGUAAAUAUAUGUGGUGCAAAAAUGAUUCUAUAGUUUUGCUUGUUUUAUGGUUAUAAACAUUUGUCA
Messenger RNA from Sesamum indicum (sesame), 1371 nucleotides. RefSeq lists its product as uncharacterized. The record is from RefSeq and is a predicted model, not a curated record. Lineage: Eukaryota; Viridiplantae; Streptophyta; Magnoliopsida; Lamiales; Pedaliaceae.